AUGUCAUUUUGUCCACAUCACCUCCUGCGUUCCCGCUUCAGCGCCGGACUACCGUGCCGUGUUCCGCAUUAUAGGCUGCGUUUAGGACACUGGUAUCGGCGGACUGCGAACCUUCCAGCGGCAAGACAUGUCACGAAUUAUGUGUCUAGAUCGAAUAUCACACAGCCCUGUGCGUAUGACACUGUAGGCAAUGAUCUGAACACACCUUCCUCUCAACCUGCUUCUAGUCCAGUUUCUAUUCAAGAAACAAGGGACAACCAUAUUGAGGAUCAGCCACAGGGCCUUCAAGAUGUAGCCGACUCAUCUCUGGUUCAGAUAUAUCAAAGCGAUAUCGCAGGGGACUCUGAUCCAUAUGACAUUCUUCUCCCACCCGUAUCGACAUCUUUGAACGACAUGCGCCCUGUCAAUCGAGAGUAUAAGAGUACCUUCCGUACCCCUUCAUUGGUGAACGGACAGAUAAAAUAUAAAUACAGUACGAGAUAUGUGAGCCAGGAGACGUUCGAUUUUAUGGAGAGUAUGAGAUUGAGGUCUCUACACUACGACCGCGAAGAAAUUCACGCAUGGAAACUCGCCUGUGCUAAAUUAUAUCAGGCUGUGUUGAACAAUACAGAUGUACAAGAAUUCCCGCCGUCUUUGAUGCUGAAUGAUGAUGAUCUGAAUCUCCUCGAAAAAAUCAAAACAGACUGCCAGGGUAGUUUCCGUGGGGUUUGGGAGGUAUUAGACAAACCUGCCAAGGCUUCACACUGGAAGCGACUAUCAUUAUGGCUGUUACAAAAUUCCCCAGAUUUGGCCUUGGAAUUUCUCCUCGUUACCUGUCAGAGUGCGGAUAUGCCUUUGUUUGUCAUGGUUUCGGAAUGCUUUCUCUUCCUGGAUAAGCUGCAUGGUGGCAAAUUGCAGCACUGGAAAAAGGGAGACCAUACAUAUGUUUCUCUUUUACUUAGUUGCUUAGACCCAAGCAGUUGGCCUGUUCUGAACCUAUAUCAAAAAGGUGUUCGGCUCUACUUGCGAAAAGCUGGUUUAGAUGAAGUCUACUAUGCCUGGGCAACUGUGGGCAGAAGGAAGAAUUACAUAGUAUCCGAGACGUUGCUUUGCUUCAUGCGUCGGUUUACAGAAUUUGGAGAUGUCCCUAAAUCGCUAGAUGCGCUCGAGCAGGUGCGGAACCGAGAGCAGGAAAAUUUUCUGAUGCAUUCUAUAGGAGUUAUGCGUCACUGUUGCAAGCUUCUACUACUCGACUCUGUUCGGGAUACUCCGGACGGGCGCAAUUUCUAUAUUUUACCGAAACUACUCAACAUGGGAGUGCGACCAGAUCGUGACAUGAUGAACAUAGUUCUAUCCAAUGCUUUUAAGACCGGAGAUCCGCAGGUGGGAUUCGACAUGUUUCGUUUCAUGAAAAGGCAGAGCUUCGAGCCUGAUUCAUUCACUUAUUUAACAUUACUUAGCGAUGCCGUGGCUCGGGGGGAUCGGGAGCGUGUUCAGUCGCUGAUACAGGAUAUUAGAACGCGCAAUCUUGAGAAAAACCAAUUUAUUGCGAGCAAAAUCUUCCACGCUCAUUUCACUUUCAACGCCAAGCAUCAUGAUCCAGAUGACGAUCCCAGUGGCGUCUUUUACUCACUUCUGGAUAUGUAUAACCAGUUGUAUGAUAUCACGCCAUUGAAGGACCUCUCUAUCAUUCCACCUGAAUACACUCCUCCCCCAGGAGGCGACAACGCCCAGCCAUCUAUCAUUGCUCUGUACCUCAUGGUCGCGACCUAUCUGCGGUGCCAGAAACGCAUAUCCCACACUCAACGCGUUUACACCAAAUUCAGAGCCCUAGUGUCACAAGCUCACCCAGUUAUAGCUCCGUUGGCCUCCACCGACCAUACUUACAAUGAAUUCCUGGUUGCUUUUCGGGAUGACCCUCGCGGGCUACGACCGGCCGUGCGACUAGUGGAGGAUAUGUUGCACUCCUCCAAUGAAGAGGAGGAACUUGAAGACGGGACUCUUGUCCAUGCUAAGCCGUCAGUUCGGACUUGGACGAUCUUAAUGAGCGCCUUCACCUUCAACAAACAGCCGCUUGCCGCGGAGAAAGUCCGAGAUAUGAUGGUCAAACACGGAGUUGAGUACAACAAAGUUACCUGGAAUACGAUCAUCAAUACCUAUGCAAACGCCCAAAAUAUUCCUGAAGUUGCAAAGUCAAUCAAGGCUAUGGAGGAUCAGGGCUAUUCCAUGGAUUCAUAUACAAUGAAAUGCCUCCGCUACCUUCAGGAUCCGGAGCGCUUAUGGAUUGCGGUAGAAGAAUUGGAUAAGGUGACUGAUGCUCGCCACGAUAUGGUGACCUCCCUGGGCCAGAGGCCUCUAGAGGAGAACGAACUAGAUGAAGAUGAGCUUCUACUAGAGCAAGGCUUGCGGCGUCUUUGCGAGAAAAAGGAGUCUACCCGUUAA
Molecule: messenger RNA, 2421 nt
Organism: Aspergillus alliaceus
Lineage: Eukaryota; Fungi; Ascomycota; Eurotiomycetes; Eurotiales; Aspergillaceae
Product: pentatricopeptide repeat protein
Exons: 1
Coding region: 1-2421 (806 amino acids)
Molecular function (GO): protein binding
Source: RefSeq, a predicted model, not a curated record